This is a messenger RNA of Nymphalis io (European peacock), 2560 nucleotides long. RefSeq names its product sphingosine kinase 1-like. Gene Ontology annotation, cellular component: membrane; cytoplasm; intracellular membrane-bounded organelle. NCBI's taxonomy places the organism in Eukaryota, Metazoa, Arthropoda, Insecta, Lepidoptera, Nymphalidae. The transcript is spliced from 3 exons. Gene Ontology annotation, biological process: sphingosine biosynthetic process. The record is from RefSeq and is a predicted model, not a curated record. The coding region runs from base 2 to 1828 and encodes 608 amino acids.
UAUGGCGGAACCAAAGCUCAGUAAAGACGUGUAUAACGUCAAAAGUGAUGAUAAUGCCGACUCGAAGGAGCAUAUUUACCUUGAAGAAACAUUUUACAUUCUUACUAAAAAAAAGUCUGUGUUUCGUGUAAGGCUCACAUCAAAAGGGUUAUCAUUAAUAAAAGAAACCGACGACUGUUCAAAAGAGCAAACUAUACUAUUGCGGGAUAUCAUCGGCAGUAAAUGUAUGAGAAGUAAGAGACGUCGUGUUGGAGCCAGAUCUUGUAUUUGCAGUUCAUUUGUGGGUCACCAACAGCUCAAGGUAGUAGAUGAAAACAGUGGUGACCUUGAUGAAAGCGAUAUCAGUGCGUAUCUUUAUAUAUACGCUUAUAAUUUAAAGCGCAGUCGCCGUAGUUUCAAACGAGAGAGAACAACAAUAACACUAAGGUUCAGGUCUUACGAUAAAUAUGAAGAUAAUAAUAGGGAGGCGCAAAAGUGGCGAACAACAAUAAAAUGUUUAUUAGCAGAUCAGCCGAUUACUUACACCUUACCUUACAAUGAUAAGAAAUUAUUAAUCCUGUUGAAUCCAAAGUCUGGCCCGGGGAAGGCUAGAGAACUUUUUCAGACUAAAGCCGCUUCAAUUUUACAAGAAUCAGAUACACCUUACGAUCUUCAUGUUACCAAGUAUGCUCAAUAUGCUCGUGAAUUUGUGCGCACAAGAAAUGUUUACGCUUGGCGUGGAAUAGUGGCAGUGGGAGGUGACGGGGUUUUGUUUGAAAUAUUGAAUGGAAUGUUUGAGCGACUUGACUGGCAACAGGCUUUUGCUGAAGUUCCAUUAGCGAUUCUGCCAUGUGGUUCAGGCAAUGGCUUGGCGAGAACUAUUUGUCAUCACUACAAUGAACCCUACAUUCCUCAAAAUUUGACGGGAUUGACGAUGGCAAUUGCGAGAGGUAAAACAGCGCAUAUGGAUGUAGUCAGAGUGGAGACUAAAUCAAAAAUAAUGUUUUCCUUCUUAUCAGUCGGCUGGGGCUUAUUAUCAGACAUCGAUAUUGAGAGUGAAAGAUUAAGAGCAAUCGGAGGACAAAGGUUCACUAUUUGGGCGUUAGCAAGGCUGGUAGGAUUAAGGAAAUACAAAGGUGUGGUGAGUUACGCUAAAAUAAAGGAUGUGAGCAAUUUGCCGAAGCCGAAGCACCCUCUUAUGAUCAGCCAUAGCGUAAGUCAAGACGGCGCGCUGGACUCGCCGGAAGCUGACGCAUUUUUCGAUUGCGACGAAAAUAACGAAGUAUUUAAUAGCGUUGUUAACGGAAAACGACACCAACGUGUCGAUUCGUGGUACUCCGUAAAUUCUAGGAGAAGUGCAUUUUAUAGCACGAGAGGUUCGGAGUAUCAUAGUGUGACGAGUAGUGGUUCUGAAAUGCGUUCGCCUGUUCACGCGUGCAUGCACGGCCCCGCUUCCCACUUACCCUCCCUCAUGUCCCAAUUGCCGUCUCAUUGGGUACACGAGGAAGGCGAAUUUGUCAUGGUUUACGUUUCCUAUCAAUCAUAUAUUGGCGAGGAUUUACUAUUUGCUCCACGGUCCCACCUUUCAGACGGCGUCAUGUGGAUGCUUAUCAUCAAAGCUGGUAUAUCGAGAUCUCAAAUUUUAUCACUACUAUUAGGUAUGAGCCAGGGAAAUCAUUCCGAAAUAAACACGGAACAUAUUAAAAUGAUUCCUGUUAGUGCAUUUAGAAUAGUACCGGAGGGUUCAAAUGGCCAUCUCACGGUGGACGGUGAACUUGUCGAAUACGGUCCUAUUCAAGCUGAGAUAUUUCCGAACAUAGUAAAUCUCUUAGUGCCAGAUACAAAAUAACCUUUAGAUUAUUUCACAUGUGAUGUGUUGGCCUCUUUGACUGAUUUAGUUCGAUGAAACUUACCGAGCCGAUGUAUGUGCAAUAAAUGGUGUUAAAUAUUUUAAAUAGAAAAUAUUCUUAUAUCUAAAAAUGGUUGUGCCAGAAAUGAUGUUUAUAUUAUUUAAUACCAAAGUAAGAUAUUUAAGUACAAUCGAUGCCAUUCCAAUAUUAUUGUGAUUUAUAUUAUCAAUUCAAUAUUUUAAACACGAUGACUUUAACGUAUCCGUUUAAUAGCUAAAAUUGUGAUAAUAUUUUAAGUAAAUCGGUUCUGUCGAUGAUGGCAUCUAAUUGUUAUGACUAGUCAAAACUAUCGAAAUUUAAAACAGUGCCAAAUAUUCCGCACUUUAAAUAAUAUACUGGAAGGAAUUAUCAAUAAUUACUACUAAUAAUUUGUCAAUUCUUCUAAACAUGUUGCUCAAUAUAGGGCACUUGUAGGCAAAGACACAAACAACCUACUUAGCUAAAUGCACUUCAUAUUUGAUUUAUAGCUUAAAGCGAUUUGAUAAUAAAUUUUUUAAUUUAAACAUUCACAUUCAUUUUUUUUUGUAAAUGGAACGCCUAAUAAAUUUUGAUAAUAUUGAUUUCAAGUAAAAUAUUCUAAAGGUGUCUUUGCACAUUAGCACAAAAUUUGCCAAUCUUUUUCCUCUAUUAGCUCGCCGUAUCCAGUUUUGUCUACUUAUAGCAUAAAUAUU